AUGGAAAUGGUGCGUGUGAGCUUCAUUGUGGGUGUUGACUGCCAACGAUGCAAGAGACACAAGAUCAAAUGCUCCGGUUCUCAGCCCUGCUGCGAUACAUGCAGGAAGCGCAAGUUGAACCGCGUAAUCGAUGAUCGCGCCCAAAAGGUAUUGGUAACUCGAGGUUAUAUUGAGGACUUGCAGAGGAAGGUGGCCUUGUUGGAACGAAGUGAAGAGUUGCCAAGUCCGCAGACUUUCUCGGACGACUUCGAUAGACCAGGUUCACGUGACACUGCAGGGCCUUUUGAGGGCACUGAGUGGGAGCAGGCUGAACAUAACCCCGAAAUAACCAACCCGCUCUCGACAGUCUACCUGGGCACCUCCUCCAAUUGGUCCUUUGCUCGAAAGGUCCUGAGCAUGAUCCACGAGCAUCUCUAUGAUUCCCCUCUCCCGACUGACAGGCGCCACUUUGAUGAAACUGCCUACGAGCUGGGCUGGGAUGGCUUGCGGACAUCCAUGUCAUCUGAGGCCCCAAUGAUCCCCACCCUCGACUUCUCCAUCCAUCUCCUCAACGUGGUCAAGUUCCAUGUUGGUCAACUAUUUCAUAUAUUCGACGAGCCGUCCUUUAUGGAAGGCCUCUACGCCUACCACGAGAAUCCUGUGCAUCAGACCUCCGUCGAUCCACUGUGGUAUAUUCAAUACCUACUGUUGCUGGCGUUUGGCAAAGCCUUUUCCGUGCAAAGAGGUCUGAGUAGUCAACCUGCUGGAUGCGAGUUCUUCGUCAAAGCGCUGCAGCUCCUACCAGAUUUGACUCAUCUUUAUCAAUAUCCAAUGAUAGCUACUGAGAUUCUGUGCUGCGUAGCGCUGUAUCUACAGUCGCUGGACUUUCGGUCGUCGGCUUACGGGUUUAUCGGCCAAGCCGUACGAAUUUCUCUCGCCUCUGGUAUGCACACAAACAUGCCAAUUGACCAUCUAGGCGGAGAAGCCCUCCAGCGCCGACGCAGGAUCUGGUGGACGGUAUACAUUCUCGACCGCCAGAUGACCUCGUUCAUGGGCCUUCCGCAGUCCAUCGAGGAUAACCAGAUCUAUCACGAGCUUCCAUUGUUUCCCGAAUCACCGCAUAAAGUCACCGCGCUGAGUAUGCAGAUCAAAAUGUGCCAGAUAAUUGCGGAUGUUAACAGGACUGUGUAUGGAGUUGAUGGUCGUCUCAACAAAAAGUUCCUCUCGAGCACCAAGACAGCCCUAGGGAAUACCGCCAAUUUUUGA
Aspergillus glaucus CBS 516.65 is the source of this 1245-nucleotide messenger RNA. RefSeq names its product Zn(II)2Cys6 transcription factor. The record is from RefSeq and is a predicted model, not a curated record. Lineage: Eukaryota; Fungi; Ascomycota; Eurotiomycetes; Eurotiales; Aspergillaceae. Gene Ontology annotation, biological process: DNA-templated transcription; regulation of DNA-templated transcription. Gene Ontology annotation, molecular function: DNA-binding transcription factor activity, RNA polymerase II-specific; DNA binding; zinc ion binding. The transcript is spliced from 7 exons. The coding region runs from base 1 to 1245 and encodes 414 amino acids.